AAAGUACCUCGUGACACAUGUCAUCCGGACAGAAUUUGCCUAGGUGUUGUUGGGAGUGCUUCUGGCCCACAGAAGUACCGAGAUACUUUAGCCAGCCGUCCAUGUCUACACAUCACGGAGUUCACGCAACUCUGACGUCUGAAUGUAUCAAUAGCUUAAGAGAGCCGGGCGUUUAGAUCACAGUGGAGGACUGAGACCUCAUCUCUGUGGCGUGCCUCUUUAACCCUGCGUCGUGUCCCUGUAAUUCUCGACGAGUAGCCACAAUCCACGGUGAUCUACCAAAAACAGAACCUUGGACUGACGUGUAGAAUAGCGUUGGUCACCUCAUAGGGAAAGUUGACUACAAACAGUGCUUCAGAUUUUAAACCUGUUAAAGUUCAACCAUCUAAGUCAACGUACGAAUAGGCUGGCCCAACCAUGGCGGAGCCGGAAGAAGUUCCCGAAAUGACGGAGGAGGAAAGGCUGACGUUUGAAGUGAAGACGCUGAAGUACCAGCUGGGGCAGAAGAGGAUCAUGAUGUCCGAGUCCAUACCUGACUUGAUCAAGUUCGUGGAAGAACGCAUGAAGACGGACUACAUGCUGCACCCGCCUGCCAAGUCCAAGAAUCCCUGGGCAGAGAAAAGCAAAUGUGUCGUACUGUGACGUCACACCGAUACUGCUGACGUCACAGAAAACAGUGCUCCUAGUCUGAUGAGCCAGUCAAGUCAUCGUGGUUAGCAAGACACAAGCAACAAUUUUAACAUAUAAGCAUAAAAAAUUGGCAUAGUCCGUAAUCAUCUUGCAAGGUAGUUACAGAACUGGUAGAACCCUUUUCUCUCACUUGAUGUGAUAGAUUGUCCCGCUGUAAAUGGGAAUCAAACACAUUUUAUUCCUUUGUUAUGAACAGUUUUAGUUAAAGAUUUCAGGUUUGGUAUGUUUAAGCCAAGUCCUGUGAAAUAUGGGAUUUAAUCCUGAGAAGUAUCUGUUCUCUGAUGUAGUAAUGUUCCUCAUGAAUAUUGACCAUUAAAGUUGAAUAUUGACCUCAUGAA
Branchiostoma floridae (Florida lancelet) is the source of this 1028-nucleotide messenger RNA. RefSeq names its product guanine nucleotide-binding protein G(I)/G(S)/G(O) subunit gamma-13-like. Gene Ontology annotation, cellular component: heterotrimeric G-protein complex. Lineage: Eukaryota; Metazoa; Chordata; Leptocardii; Amphioxiformes; Branchiostomatidae. Gene Ontology annotation, molecular function: G-protein beta-subunit binding. Gene Ontology annotation, biological process: phospholipase C-activating G protein-coupled receptor signaling pathway; sensory perception of taste. The record is from RefSeq and is a predicted model, not a curated record. The transcript has 2 exons. The coding region runs from base 418 to 642 and encodes 74 amino acids.